Molecule: messenger RNA, 2501 nt
Organism: Lepus europaeus (European hare)
Lineage: Eukaryota; Metazoa; Chordata; Mammalia; Lagomorpha; Leporidae
Gene: DNAI4
Product: dynein axonemal intermediate chain 4
Exons: 18
Coding region: 87-2501 (804 amino acids)
Biological process (GO): cilium movement
Cellular component (GO): axonemal dynein complex
Molecular function (GO): dynein heavy chain binding; dynein light chain binding
Source: RefSeq, a predicted model, not a curated record
GCCGCCGAGGCCGGGAGGCUGGGGACGGGGGCUCCCGGAGCAGCCAGGGGGAGCGGUGAACCACCGCUACCUAGCCAGUCGCCACCAUGUACUUGUCUCCGACAAACAGCCGCAAGCAGCCGAACCUCGGGUUGAACAAUGGUUCACAAACAAGAAAGUCUAUUAGCUUUAUUGGCGCAGCCAGAGGAAUGCCAACGAAAGGAUUUAUUGCUGCAAAUCAAAGCAGAAUGGCUCUGUCAAAAACCACACUUACUCAAUCUGACGUGAAGACACUAGAAAAAAUGAAUACUCCUAGCACAAAGACAAUACAGGUUUUUGAUAUAAAUGGAGUUGAUGUUACUCCUCGGCCUCUUUACCAUCCAGAUCCACAUGUUAGUUCGACAAAGCCAAGUAAACUGUUGACAUCACAAGAAGGAUCGCUUGGAUCAGACUUCAUAGCUUCCUAUAGUCUUUAUCAGAACACAUUGAAUCCUAGUAUGUUAGGACAAUUUACAAGGUCAAUUUUAGGAAGUAGUACAGUAUCUAAGUCAAGUGUAUCAACAACCGAAUCAAUAGCAGAAGACAUAGAAGAACCAUCCUUUAAGCGAGAAAGACUGGCUAGUUUUACAGAUUUACAAGUUAUGAGGGCAAUACAUGAAACAAUUAUAACAAAAGAAGACCUGGAGAAAAAUAUAGAUAUAAUACUCACAGAGACAGAAACACUGAGAUUGUUUGACCUGCCAACAGUCAUGAUCUCUGUAGAAUCAGAUGAAGCUGAGGAAGUGAGGAAGAAAAACAAGAAUUAUGAAAUGCUUUGUAGAAAUAGACUAGGCAAUGACUUAUAUGUUGAAAGGAUGAUGCAGACUUUUAAUGGAGCACCAAAGAAUAAAGACGUUCAAUGUGAUAAAAUCAUAAUGGAAGACAAAGGUAUAAUGUCCACUGCCUGGGAUUUGUAUGAUUCCUAUAAUGCUCUAGAACUUUCAACUUCAGCAGCAAAACGACUUGCCAUUGAAUCAGCUAGCAAAGCAAGUGUUCUUUCUAAAGACCGGGACCAAAGAUUGCAGAAUAGUGAAGCUAGCUCUCUAAUGGAUAUAGAAAAUGUAAUUCUGGCUAAAAUCCAUGAAGAUGAGGAAGACCACUCGGAAGCAAUAUUAAAAUCUGACAAGUUUCACCAGGACUUAUUUUAUAUGGAACGAGUAGUAAUGGAAAAUAUAUUUCAGCCAAAACUUGCAGCUUAUCGUCAGCUUCCUAUUUUUAAAGAACCUGAACCUGAACAGCUUAGAAAUAUUUUAGCAGGUGAAAAGCAUGAAGAGGUAGAAGAAGAUGUUAAGAAGGAGGAGGAAGAAGAAAUAGAAAUAAGUGCAGCACAAUCAACAAUACCAGCCAAUUUGGAGCGACUUUGGUCUUUUUCCUGUGACUUAACCAAAGGCCUGAAUGUGAGCAGCCUUGCCUGGAAUAAAACAAAUCCAGAUCUUUUGGCUAUUGGUUAUGGGCACUUUGGAUUUAAAGAACAAAAAAGAGGAUUGGCUUGCUGCUGGUCAAUAAAGAAUCCCAUGUGGCCAGAACGUGUUUAUCAGAGUCCAUGUGGAGUUACAGCUGUGGAUUUUUCAAUUGGAGCACCCAAUCUUUUAGCAGUUGGCCUUCACAAUGGUACAAUUUUAAUUUAUAAUGUACAGAGCAACAGUAGCACUGCAGUUCUGGAUAGUAGUGAAUCACCUCAGAAACAUUUGGGACCUGUAUGGCAACUACAGUGGAUAGAACAAGACCGAGGAACAACAGGUGAUGACAAAAGAGAAAUACUAGUGUCUAUAUCAGCAGACGGAAGAAUCUCCAAAUGGGUUAUACGGAAAGGACUGGACUGCCAUGAUUUGAUGAGAUUGAGGCGAACUACUUCUGGCAGCAGCAAAAGAGGAAUAGAAAAGGAAAAGAAAGGAGAAGCCUUGAUAUCUCGCCAGGCUCCAGGAAUGUGUUUUGCUUUUCAUCCCAAGGACACAAAUAUCUAUUUGGCUGGCACUGAAGAAGGUCAUAUUCACAAAUGUUCUUGUUCAUAUAAUGAGCAAUACCUAGAUACCUUCAGAGGGCAUAAGGGUCCAGUGUAUAAAGUAACAUGGAAUCCAUUCUGUCAUGAUGUAUUCUUAAGCUGUUCAGCAGACUGGGGUGUAAUGAUAUGGCAACAGGAGAAUCUCGAGCCAUUUUUGAGUUUUUAUCCAACCACUUACGUUGUUUAUGACGUUGCCUGGUCACCAAAGUCAUCUUAUAUAUUUGCCGCUGCAAAUGAGAGCAGAGUGGAGAUUUGGGACCUUCACAUAAGCACUUUGGACCCUCUGAUUGUGAAUGUGGCUAAUCCUGGGAUUAAGUUCACAACUGUUCUCUUUGCCAAACAAACUGAUUGCCUUCUGGUGGGUGAUAGUGAUGGACAGGUCACUGUGUAUGAACUAAAAAAUAUGCCUACUACAAUGGAUUCUGGCCGGGGAAAUAUAAUAAAUACUUUGCUUGGACCAAAAUCAAACCAACCAGGAUAA